AUGAACAGAGGCUACAGUUACAUAUCGCUUACGGAUUUUCCUGGCGAAUGUCUCUACGAAAUCUUUCUAUACCUAAAAAAUGAUAAUGAUUCACUUUUCAAUUGUUUGAUGGUAAAUCGUAAUUGGUGCCGUCAAGCAAUUCCUUUGUUAUGGCGUAAACCAUUCAGAAAACAUCCUGAUGUUACAAUGCCAUUUUUACUCAUCCGCACAUAUUUAUCUUGUCUUUCCGAUAGCGCAAAAAAACGUUUAAGUGCUGCCGGUUGUAGACAUCGUGCUCUAUUAUCCAAACCUUUAUUCCCUUAUCCUCUAUAUUUACGUGAACUGGAUUUCGCUGAACUAGAUUAUGCUUUGGAUAUUUGGUUAAGCUAUGGAUUAGAGUAUGAAUAUGAACCUCCAACUUUGAGGCAUGUACUAUCCACUGAAGUAUAUAAUUUAUUUUUCACUCAUUGCAAAAGUUUAUGGAAUUUGAGGAUUGGUCAAUGGGAUGACGAAUAUUCCGUAAUGGAUAUUGCUCAAAUUGUAAGAGCUCCACAAACUCUCUCUACUCUUCGUCACUUUGAACUUUGUGGUGACUUUGAUUGGUUAACUUAUGAAGAUCUUGAUAACCUUUCAAAUAUUUUGACUAUAAUGUCCCAUUUUACUUUUGAUCUUCAAUCUUUAAAGAUCGAUAUGUCUUUGGAUGAGGAUAAAUGUUUACUAAAACGUUUAAGAAGGUUAAUCAAAGCUCAAUCCGCUUUAAAAUCUUUUAUAUAUUCCCAAAAACAUGGUUGUGUUAUGGACACUAAAUCUAUCAUGAUGGCGUUGACAACUCAAUCAAAGAACCUUGUAAAUUUGGUUCUUGAUGAUAUUCCCUUAAAUAUGGCGUGCCUAAAAUUCUUAGAAAAGUUUAAUAACUUGAAAACUAUACGGUUCAUGUUCUGUAAUAUUAAAAGUAGCGAAGUUAAUUAUUGUAAAGAUACCGGAAAAUUUAUCGAUGUUGUUCCAGAUGAGGAUGAUGCUGAAGGUAAUGGUGACGAACC
Molecule: messenger RNA, 1019 nt
Organism: Racocetra persica
Lineage: Eukaryota; Fungi; Glomeromycota; Glomeromycetes; Diversisporales; Gigasporaceae
Source: the annotation of a GenBank genome assembly